AACAUGGAUCACCAAACACAUCGAUCCAUUCCUUUCAAGAAACAAGAAAGACAACACCAACAAACUAGCUAGCUCGCCAAUGGCCUCGUUGUACUCCUUCCGGCUCGCCGUGGCAGUGGCGGCAUUGUUGGUCGUUGGCUCAUGCGCCACUGAGGUCGCCUUCAAGGUCGGUGAGGGCUCUAGCGGAAAAAGUCUAGAGCUCGUCACCAACGUCGCCAUCUCUGAGGUGGAGAUCAAGGAGAAGGGCGGCAAGGACUGGGUGGCGCUCAAGGAGUCGUCGACUAACACCUGGUCGCUCAAGAGUGAGGCGGCACUCAAGGGCCCCUUCUCCGUCCGCUUCCUUGUCAAGAACGGCGGCUACCGUGUCGUCGAUGACGUCAUCCCCGAAAGCUUUACGGCUGGCUCUGAAUAUAAGAGUGGCAUCAACAUCUAAGUGAUAGACAUGUGUGCUUUUUUUUUUGAAAUAAUUCUUAACCUCUCUAUAAUCCUUUUUUUUUCAAAAGAGAGAUCAAGUCUGCAUUCGGGGAAGCCAAAAAUUAAGUUUCUAUGGUUAUUUUGUGAAAUAUGCCAUCAACAAAAUAAAGCAUUCCAUAUGCCAUGUCCGCAUGUUGCUGCAGAGGUAUAUAUCCAGACGAUUUUGAGUAUAUUACUGUAACAUGCUGAAAAUUAGAUAUUUUCUAAUUAUGUA
This is a messenger RNA of Oryza sativa Japonica Group (Japanese rice), 688 nucleotides long. RefSeq names its product pollen allergen Lol p 2-A. The record is from RefSeq and is a predicted model, not a curated record. Gene Ontology annotation, cellular component: extracellular region. NCBI's taxonomy places the organism in Eukaryota, Viridiplantae, Streptophyta, Magnoliopsida, Poales, Poaceae.